UUCACUCCUCCGCGGGCUCUGGGCAGAAGAGUGGCUUUCUCGCCGGCCCGAGACUCUUCCUCGCCCCGGGAGCUUCGGCGGGGCUGCGGUGCCCCGGGGCCCUGGGACUCCCAGGCUGCACACUCCACCGAGGUGCCCUCCGCCCCGCAUCAGCCUCAUUUUCACCCCCUUCUGGUUUCCUGGUGCGGGUUUUGGCCUGCACCCCCAGUGUGUCUCCUCUUUUCUGGAGGGGCUGGGGAGCUCUUGCUAUCGUCUUUGGGAGCCAUCCCCUAGGCUCUCCCUGCUCUUCUCUCUCCCGGCCUCACCCGACCAAAACCAAAGACCAUGGUGCACUGUGCCGGCUGCAAAAGGCCCAUCCUGGACCGCUUCCUCUUGAAUGUGCUGGACAGGGCCUGGCAUGUCAAGUGCGUCCAGUGCUGUGAAUGUAAAUGCAACCUGACCGAGAAGUGCUUCUCCCGGGAAGGCAAGCUCUACUGCAAGAACGACUUUUUCCGAUGUUUCGGUACCAAAUGCGCCGGCUGCGCGCAGGGCAUCUCCCCUAGCGACCUGGUGCGGCGAGCGCGGAGCAAAGUGUUUCACCUAAACUGCUUCACCUGCAUGAUGUGUAACAAGCAGCUGUCCACUGGUGAGGAGCUCUAUAUCAUCGACGAGAACAAGUUUGUCUGCAAAGAGGAUUACCUAAGCAAUAGCAGUGUCGCCAAAGAGAACAGCCUCCACUCGGCCACCACGGGCAGCGACCCCAGUUUGUCUCCAGACUCCCAAGACCCAUCACAGGAUGAUGCCAAGGACUCAGAGAGCGCCAACGUAUCCGACAAGGAAGGGGGCAGCAAUGAGAAUGAUGACCAGAACCUGGGCGCCAAGCGGCGGGGGCCCCGCACCACCAUCAAGGCGAAGCAGCUGGAAACUCUGAAGGCAGCCUUUGCUGCCACUCCCAAGCCCACGCGCCAUAUCCGGGAGCAGCUGGCUCAGGAGACUGGCCUCAACAUGCGUGUCAUCCAGGUCUGGUUCCAGAACAGACGCUCCAAGGAACGGAGGAUGAAGCAGCUGAGCGCGUUGGGAGCCCGGCGCCACGCCUUCUUCCGCAGCCCGCGCCGGAUGCGGCCGCUCGUGGACCGCCUGGAGCCGGGCGAGCUCAUCCCCAACGGACCCUUCUCCUUCUACGGAGAUUACCAGAGCGAGUACUACGGGCCCGGGGGCAACUAUGACUUCUUCCCGCAAGGCCCCCCGUCCUCGCAGGCUCAGACGCCGGUGGACCUGCCCUUCGUGCCGUCGUCCGGGCCCUCCGGGACGCCCCUGGGCGGCCUGGAGCACCCGCUGCCGGGCCACCACCCGUCGAGCGAGGCGCAGCGGUUCACUGACAUCCUGGCGCACCCCCCCGGGGACUCGCCCAGCCCUGAGCCCAGCCUGCCCGGGCCUCUACACUCAAUGUCGGCUGAGGUCUUCGGGCCCAGCCCGCCCUUCUCAUCACUGUCGGUCAACGGCGGGGCGAGCUACGGGAACCACCUGUCUCACCCGCCCGAAAUGAACGAGGCGGCCGUGUGGUAGCGGGGUCUCGCACGGUCCGCGGAGUUCGUGGUUGUACAGAAAUGAACCUUUAUUUAAGAAAAAUAGAAAAAAGAAGAAAAAAAAACCAUAAAAGCAAGUCACCCCCCCACCCCCCAUACACACACACUUCCUUCAGCCUCGGGGACCAUUUUCCGUCUGGCGAGUCCAGACGGGAAAGGGGGACAAGAAACAGAAUCCAAAUCCUCCUGGAAGUAGAACUGGGAUCCGUGCUCUGACUGGCAAGGUGCAGAACUGGGGCUCCGGAAGAGAUAUUCAGACGUCUCCCCAUCUUCCACCUGGACCCGGAUCCAGGGGCAAGACUCUUCGAGCCUGCGCACCUGGCCAGAGGGCUGCAGAGAAACAGCCACGGAGGCGGCGGGGGCGCACAGCCAGUGGUGACGCCGGGAGCCGCGGGGAGGGAGGCCGAGGCGCAGCCGGGUGAGGGAGGUGGAGCAGCCCGGGGCGCUCCCGGGCCAGCCAGGAGGGUUCUGGCUCUGGGAAAUUCACUAGUGUUGUCUCAGAGUUCAGCAACAGCGACAACAAACUCUUAUAGCUUCAGAAACGCCGACCUGCUGUGCAUCAGGUGGGACUAUAUAUAUAUAUAUUUUUUGUCUAUCUGGGUUUUUGGUUUUUGUUUUUGCGAAAAUUGCAAAAUUCUAAAUGUAAAGCCCUCAGUAUCAACUCUUCUACCUUCACAAAGCUCUACACACACACACACACACACACACACACACACACACACACACAGAUACACACAGACACCCUCGAUAAGGAUGGUCUCUAGCCAGACCUCUCAGUAAAAUGACUUGAACAUCAACUGUACAAGAAAGUAUUCUACCUUCACACAUACAAAAAAAAAAAAAAAGUAAAAAAAAAAAAAGACUAUUGAACUAAAAACAGUCAACUGUUUACGUAUAAUGUUAAAUUCAGGAGUUCAGUGUUUUAUUAAUAUAUCCUGUUUUGAAACCUCUUGUUCAAAAACAAAAUGUUUUGAGCAAUCAACCAAAAUUGUUCAUUUUCUUUUCCUGUAGAUGUUCUGACAGAUUUGCAGGGCUCGCAGCUCACUGUGCUAGUAUGUAAAAAGGUGUUGUUUACACAAGGCAAAGAGAAAACAUGAUAUUCAGACACUUGCCAAAUAGAAUAAUUAUAGCACAAAUACUGUAAAGGUGCCUGGCACCACAACCUGAGAAAGUGUUAAAAAAAAAAAAGAAAAAAAGUGUUACAAGGUUUAAAAAAAAAAACAUCUUUGCUAAUUUUUAGUCCUGUUGAACAUUCAUGGAAUUGUUAAUAUGACUUAUAUAGACCCACACAGGUUUUAUUUUUGUGUCUUUAAAAUAAAAGUCCAAAAUAUUUAAAUUUUAUGGUCAAAUAUGCAGUCAACAGCUGCUACUUUUUUCUUUAUAUAUUAAAUUUCUCAUAUGUCUUUUAUUGUUCUGAUAAACCUAAGCUUGUGUGACCUCCAGUGCAUAUUAGACCAUUCACUGUAUGAAAGAAAACAUGUUGAAUAAAUUUGUGAGUUUUUAAUAAAAAUAGAAAAUCUGAUGUUUAGA
Molecule: messenger RNA, 3095 nt
Organism: Panthera uncia (snow leopard)
Lineage: Eukaryota; Metazoa; Chordata; Mammalia; Carnivora; Felidae
Gene: LHX1
Product: LIM homeobox 1
Exons: 5
Coding region: 325-1545 (406 amino acids)
Biological process (GO): regulation of transcription by RNA polymerase II; neuron differentiation
Cellular component (GO): nucleus
Molecular function (GO): RNA polymerase II transcription regulatory region sequence-specific DNA binding; DNA-binding transcription factor activity, RNA polymerase II-specific
Source: RefSeq, a predicted model, not a curated record